CAUCACACUUUCUCUAGGGUCACAGUUACUAAAACAAAACAUGUUGAUUUUCUGUUCUCUGCUAUAGAUCACUCUGAACCAGAACUCUCCAUCUUAUUCUCAGCACAUGAACCUGACUCAGCGUCAGUAUCACUGCAGUGUCUCGUGACUGGACUUGUCCCGUAUCAGGUGCGCGUGUUCUGGAUGAUUGGAGAGAAUGUGCUCUCUGGAUGGACUGAGUCCGGCUGGACAGACAACACUGAUUCUGCUAGAGAAUUCACACGGGCUCAUCUCUCUGUUUCUGCAGAGGAGUGGAAUGAAGCUGAUGGAAUUCACUGCUUUGCUGAAUAUAAUGGCAAAAACAUCUCCAAAGCUCUGGUGCGAAGCGGACCUGAACCUGAAAUCUUCUCAUGGCUUGUGUACACCAGCUGUGUGGCAGCGCUCCUUACCAUAUUUCUAACCGUUAUUAUGUCUGUGGGAUUAUAUCGAGAUAUGUUGAUGACCAAAAAAUCCAGACGGCUCACAAGAAAAGAUGCCCACCGCAAACCUUCAUAUGGUAAACAGAACACACUGAGAGAAGAGGGUUCAUCUGUUAUAGUAAGAGACAGAAAUGAAGAUUGUGAAUAUUGAAGUGGAUCACUAAUGUUUUUUGUUUGUUUGUUUGUUUUCUGUCUGUUUCUGCCAUUUCAGAACAACUAGUUAAAUAAUAAACAAUCUUCAAAUAUGUAUCAUACAAUAUGAACACGGUUUGAUGUAGUAAUAUUUAAUUUAUUGACAAAAAAGUUGUAAGUACAUGGUUAAUGAAGCAAUCUAUGUUUAAUAAAACUUAUUUGAGAUGUGA
Molecule: messenger RNA, 820 nt
Organism: Cyprinus carpio (common carp)
Lineage: Eukaryota; Metazoa; Chordata; Actinopteri; Cypriniformes; Cyprinidae
Source: RefSeq, a predicted model, not a curated record